GAGCAUUAUAAAUUAGAUGGGAAUAUAAUAAUAGCAGCCUUAAAUCAAGCUGGAGACGUAGGCCCCAGACCUUUGAAAAUAGAAUUACUUGAAAACAACAGGUUCUUACCAAAACUAUCAGAAGCAUUACAAUUACAUUUUCCGGAUUCUUGUAUUUCUUUAUUGACGGGACAAUGGGUGAAUGG
Molecule: messenger RNA, 185 nt
Organism: Entrophospora candida
Lineage: Eukaryota; Fungi; Glomeromycota; Glomeromycetes; Entrophosporales; Entrophosporaceae
Source: the annotation of a GenBank genome assembly